Molecule: messenger RNA, 8844 nt
Organism: Lagopus muta (rock ptarmigan)
Lineage: Eukaryota; Metazoa; Chordata; Aves; Galliformes; Phasianidae
Gene: NCK2
Product: NCK adaptor protein 2
Exons: 5
Coding region: 373-1515 (380 amino acids)
Biological process (GO): negative regulation of PERK-mediated unfolded protein response; negative regulation of endoplasmic reticulum stress-induced eIF2 alpha phosphorylation; positive regulation of endoplasmic reticulum stress-induced intrinsic apoptotic signaling pathway
Molecular function (GO): protein binding
Source: RefSeq, a predicted model, not a curated record
GAGGAGGAGGGGCCGGGGCCGCCGCCGGCUGAGGGAGGCAGGGAGCGGAGCCGCCGAGGGCCGGGGCCUUGGACGCGUCCGGAGGAGGAAGAGGAAGGGGGGGAGCCGGCCCCUCUCGGAGCACGCAGCCCGCAUCCGCUUGUGGAAGGGAAGAGGGAAGCGGAGGGGGGGAGCGAGCGAGCGAGCGGGUACCGCCGCCGAGGAGACAAAGAAGCGGAGCCCGCCCGGGCUGGGAGCCUCCCCGCUCCGCUCCGCCCCGCCCCGCUCCCACCGGCCGGGCCGAGAUAGUUGUGUACGUAACUUCGUUGGAGAGUCCUGCCUUUCACUGCCUGGAUCCUUUUAACAGUGUGCCAAAGAAGGACUCCAUGAAAGAUGACAGAAGAAGUUAUUGUUAUUGCAAAGUGGGAUUACACUGCACAGCAGGACCAAGAACUUGACAUCAAGAAAAAUGAGCGUCUUUGGCUAUUAGAUGAUUCCAAGACAUGGUGGAGGGUAAGAAACGCGGCCAACAGAACGGGAUAUGUGCCAUCAAAUUAUGUGGAGCGAAAAAACAGCUUGAAGAAAGGUUCUCUGGUUAAAAAUCUAAAAGACACGUUGGGCUUAGGAAAAACAAAAAGAAAGACGAGCGCGCGAGACGCCUCGCCCACUCCCAGCACAGAUGCAGAGUACCCUUCCAAUGGCAGCAGCGCAGACCGCAUCUAUGACCUCAACAUUCCUGCCUACGUCAAAUUUGCCUAUGUGGCGGAGAGAGAGGAUGAACUGUCCCUUGUCAAAGGGUCUCGGGUCAUUGUCAUGGAGAAAUGCAGCGAUGGCUGGUGGAGAGGGAGCUACAAUGGACAGAUUGGCUGGUUUCCUUCGAACUAUGUGGUGGAGGAAGUUGAGGAGGCCACAGCAGAUUCACCGAGCUUUCUGAGCUUGAGGAAAGGCGCUUCCAUGAGUAACGGCCAGGGCACCAAAGUACUCCACGUUGUUCAGACACUGUACCCAUUCAGCUCCGUCACAGAAGAAGAGCUCAAUUUUGAAAAGGGGGAAACAAUGGAAGUCAUUGAAAAGCCAGAAAAUGACCCAGAAUGGUGGAAAUGUAAAAAUUCCAGAGGGCAAAUUGGUCUUGUUCCUAAAAACUAUGUAGUAAUCAUUAGCGAUGGUCCUACCAUUAACACUUCCCACCCACCUCAGAUAAGCUACACGGGACCAUCUUCUACUGGACGAUUUGCUGGAAGAGAGUGGUAUUAUGGGAAUGUUACCCGACAUCAAGCAGAAUGUGCCCUAAACGAAAGGGGAGUGGAAGGAGACUUCCUUGUUAGAGAUAGUGAAUCUUCGCCCAGUGACUUCUCGGUAUCUCUAAAGGCAUCGGGGAAGAACAAACAUUUCAAGGUGCAGCUCGUGGACAAUGUCUAUUGUAUUGGGCAGCGUCGCUUUAAUACUAUGGAUGAGUUGGUGGAACACUACAAAAAGGCUCCCAUCUUCACCAGUGAACACGGGGAAAAGCUAUAUCUUGUGAAAGCACUUCAGUGACGAUGAAGAUGGACUUGGCCACCCAGGCCUCUUCUAACUUCCAAGCCUUAGGUCCCAAAAUCACUUUUAUAGAGCAGAGCAAUAUCCGAAACAGGCUUAAAGAGUAGGCUCUUUCUAACGUGUUUGCUCUGUUGGUUGUUAUUUGUCCUUUUUCGUUUGCCUACUUUUGUGUUUCAGUUCUUUUAAUCUCAGAUCACCUCCCUUCAGGUUGAGAAGUUCACCUUUGUGGCCAUUGUAAGCGCUCACUUCCAUGUCCGAGUUCUAAACUCCCCUCUUCUGUGUACGUUUACAUACUCAGCUCGGAUAAAGGAGGGGGGUUUGCAAUUCAACCCAGUGUUAACCUGUUCAAAUUGCUCACGCAGACAGACAGAACUCUUCAUUAAGAGACAUCGGGCACAGUUUGAAUGCACUGAGGCUGCAGCUAAGUAAGUGAGAUAUAGUAGACAUAACAGUUGUGGCUGUGAGUUCUGUAGCUAUAUUGCUUACCAGGUAGUAUAUUACAAAAACUCCUAGUUCCUAGAAGCACUCUUUACACUGUACUCUGCUAUUACAUUGCCUCUCUGACUCUUUGCAAAGAGUACACUAAUUAAAGCGUUUUGUAAUAGUACUUCUUAAACUACUAUGGUAAGAUUGUAGUAAAAGAAAACUAUCUAGUGUAUUUUGGUCUGUAAUUGCAACAAAGAGAAAUUUUAUUUGAAAGUUGAUUACUAAAGAGAGAAUCAUUGAAUUGUAAAGACUGAAUGUUCUGGUAAUCUACAACCAAAUGUGCCAUCCACAUAAUGCUUUUUUCCUCUUGCCCUUCUGCUUGUUUGAAUUAAACAAUUAUGUAUUUAAUUCUCAAAGUAAUAUGUAUCUGUAGCUGAUUGUUGACACUAAUACAGAAGGUUAAUAAAAACUGAUCAGGGGACAGGGUGGGGUGGGCUACCAACACUAUAUAUAUAUUUGCUUUACAGAAAGGAAUCUUCAGGUUUUACAGAGGAUGGUGUGAUUGGUAGGAAGAGACACACAGAAUGUUUAUGAAGAAAAUGCUUUUUUUUCCUCUUUUCUUUACAUUUAAACUCCUUUAUGGUUUAAAUAUACAGACUUUAGAUGGCACACUCCUGAGAUUGAAGAAGGGAUCUUGAGAUCUCAAAAUCUUGCAUACUCAGUUUUUUGGAUAUUGUAAUAAAAAAGGUAUUAUGUCAUGAUGGAGUACUGGGUUUAUCCUUGGGUGGUAGUCCUGGUGUGGCUUUAGAAAGGUCAAAUAGAGUAAAUUCUGAAUUUGUCUGACUUUGAAUGUGUGUGGCCUACAAAGAAAACAUUUGCAACUGCAGAGUUCAGUUUGAUAUGAGGCACUGUGUAAUGAGCUCCACGUUGGUUCUCUCUGUGAUUUGUUUAUAGCUUUAAUGAAAACUGCAAGAUGGAGCUCUCUUAUGGUAUCUUUUUGCUAUUAAGUCUUCCUUACAGAUUUUGUAUUUCAGAGUAGGCAGAGCAGGCAGCAGCUGAGGGCUGCUCUGAAAGUAAUGCCUCCUAUUUAUUAUUAUGAUGUCAGAGGUGAAUGUUGGUGGGAUGGCAGGAGAGGCUGAACCUUCCCACCAGUAUCCUGUAACAUUUUGUUGCUGUGUGACAGGUGGCAGCAAAGGAGCACUCCGACACAAUGGUGUCUGACAUGAAAGUAUGUCUGAAACAAAGGUGUCUCAUUGAAUUCUUCCUUACAGAAAAAAAUGGCAUCCAUUGACAUUUAUCAGCUUUUGCUGGAACUCUAUGGAGACCAGACAGUGGAUGUGAGCACAGUGAGGCGGUGGAUGGUGCGUUUCAGCAGUGGUGACGACGGCAUCAAAGACAAGCCAUGUUCUGGAUGGCCAUGCAGAUUUUUGUGACUGUGGCAUGCAGGCGCUUGUUCAUCAUUGGCAAAAAUGUUUAGCUGGUGGUGAUGACUCUGUUGAAGAAGUGUUUUGUAGCUGAGAAUUUGUUCUGUCAAAUAGUGUUAUUGUGCUCUUUGUAUCUGUUGUAGUUUCCAUGGAAGUAAAUCGAGGCAUUACUUUCAGAGCAACUAACAUGCAGCUUCAUGAGUUAUACACGCGUUAUUCACCCACCGCUCUUCCUAUUUCUGUGAGGUUAUCUGGAUUAGAACUGUGUAUGAAUUAACAGCUGUUUUUUUCUGUAUGUGGGUAAACAAAAAUUGGGCACUGAAAAUUCUGCAUGGUCCGUCCUCAUGAACGAAAGUAGUGAUUUAGGGCAGACCAGAACAAUCACUCUGCAUCCUGGCAAGAACAUACCCAUGGCUAGGUUCUGGAAGCAGGAAAGUUUUCAUUACAGAGUUGCUGACAAGUGCCCCUUGUUUACAGUCUUCUUGCCAGGACAUCACAGUUGGUUUCUUCUUAACCUUUGAAGUGAGUUCUGCAGAGACCAUAGGUCUUUUGCUGUCUAAUAUCUAAUUCUUUAUUUAGCUAAAUGUAAGCAUGUACCUUGAGUAUGGCAAAGAUGUUAAGAACUUCAGUAAACUAACAACCACCCUUUCAUGCUCCAUGUUCAGUUUUCUGACACAUUCACUGUUUUUCUUGUUCCAUGAGUCUUCCUUUGCCUCUUGUGUGUUUCCUAUUUUGCUUUUUUUUUUCCCACUAAAAGUUUCUAACUCCUUUUCUAGUCUUGAUAGAUUAGAACUAAAUCAAAUAUACUUCCAAGUGAAAUUUUUUACCAUAUGCUUGAUAUUUUAAGGGGUUUACAAUCCUAUUGUUUUUUUUUUUCUUCCACUUCUUGCCUUGUGAGCAGCUUCUUAAUAUUGAGGUGCCAACCAUUGAAGUAUUUUGUUUGGAAGCAGUUUGUUAAUUUAUGACCCAGCAGUAUGAACAACUAGCUUGAAUUUUUUUCCUUUUUUUAAACAAGCUUCAUCUUGUUUUUGCUCACUGUGUAUUUAAUCAACAUGCAGUCUAUUCAGCAGGCUCAUUAAUAGAUCUUCAGUUGUUCCCAGACUUACUAAUUAAGAUAGGUUUCUGCGAGUUUUACUGCCUUUUUGACCUCAUUUUCUGGACUGGGCCUUAAGCAUUAAAAGUCUUCAGUGAUAACAGUUUAAUAAAGGACAGUAUUACAUGGAUUUUUGUUUUUUCAUUUUAUGCCUAUGCUUCCUAUCUUUUGACAAAACUGAAAUCUUUAUUUUUUGACUACUGAAUGCCUCUUGUCAAAAUAUGGGAUUGGGGGUGGGGGUGUUUUCUUGUGAGAUUGUAGGAAUUGGGGUUACCUGAGUUUCUUCUCCUGCAGUUUUCAUUAAAAGCUCAAAUAAUAUCUGAUGAGAUGGUGAUUUUUCUUAAUGAUAUUUAGCCUGGCUUUUCCUGUCAUUCAUCUGUUUCAUACAGAUGCAUCUGUUUUGUUUUGAAGUAUUACAUUUGUAUAGUUGUUGAAUGUUUUCUUGCCUUUAUACUCUUUAUGUAGGACAGUGAAUGAGUUUUCUGAAUCUGUAGUAGUUACUGUACUUCCUUUGUAGCAGCAGGAAUUUGAGAUCCAGGCUUUUACUUUUAGCUCCAGGUUUUCGUCAGUGAGCUCCCUCUUCAGAUUAUCCUGAACACUGUGAUAUCACCAAGCACGCAGUACAAAAAGAUUGUCAAAUCCUGUCACUUCUGAACUUGCACAUCCUUCUAGGCUGUGUACCUUUCCAAAGGCUGUUUUACUUAGGCUGCUGUGGUUGCUGUCCUUCUUGGUCCUUGCUUUUUUGCUAUUCAGUCUUGCAGACUGAAAAGUUUCCAGAGAGGCAGGGAGGAGAUCCUGGCUAUCACUAGUAUUUUAUUUUUUGAGAGAGGAUUUAGAGGGGCAUUUUGCCGCUCUUAUUUAGCUGCUUCACAACUGUAUAUAGCUGGGAGCUGGUGCUGUUUGUCAGUGCUUCUACUGCCAUGCUGCUGUUACCCAUGCUGAUAUUUGGCAAAAAAAAUAAAAAUCAGAGAGCUUUAGGAUUUACUCUCUUUUGCAGAUGAAUGCACACAAGCUUUUUCUUAGGUCCCAAGCCAGACAGUUACUUGCCAGCUCCAAAUUGGAAAAAGUGUAAACUUGUAGCACGAUGCUGAGUCUUAAGCUGGAAGGCUUGCAGAGAACUCCAACAGAAACUGUAAAUAAAGCAGUGCAGCUUUCAGCUGAUUUAAGGAGCCUGUCUGCAAAAUAUGACACAGUUUGGUUCCAGAUAGCCACAACCGACUGAUUUAGUUUUGAAAGUAGUCACACCAGUUGCAGGCAGAUUACUGAAGGAUUAAGCUACGAGUAAACAGAGAGCAUGUUGGGUAAACUCGUGUGGUCCUGCUGUAGGACCAAAGGCUUUGCUUUGCCUUUGAUUUUGAGAAGAGGAGAGAAAAGGAGGUUGGGUAAUGUGGGCUGUAUGAAUGGACUAAAAGUCAUGGUCUUGAAUAAUUCUAUUUAGUAUUCUUUAAUCAACUUUUUUUUUGUCUCAGAAAUUAAGGUAACAGUCUUCAAGUUGACAGUUAAGCUUUCAGGCCUUUACUGUAGCUUUCCUGUAGUGUAAAACUAAUGUCCUCAUGUAAUGGUUUCACUAAGAGCAAAUAAGAGAUUUAUGCUUAUAGUGAUGAGUUUUGUUACGACAAAGGUGAAAUGUUUUAAACCAUUUUACAAUUUUACCUAUAAGAACCAAACCUUGCCUUAACUACAAACAAAAACAUAAAAAAAAAAUCAAGAAAAGGGACCAUGCUUCUUUUGGAUUCAGUAUGGCAUUUUUUUUGGCAAAAGCUACCACAUAACUGGAAUGGCAUUUGUUCCUUCUUGGUCUUAAGCAGAUCUACUCUGUAGUUUGGAAGUAAGGAAACAUGUGCAAUCUCCCCAGAAUCUGAUGAGCCUGCGUUCCUCCUCCAGUAGCAUAGGAUGACUCAUUUUUAAAUGGAAACUUGUUAACGUAUUUAUACCAAUAAUCUGUGAAAGGUGCAUUGAAGAAGUAACUUUCAGCUCCUUAGAAUUACAGUAGGAACUGUGAGUCUUUCCAGUCCUAACAAAAUGAGGUGCUUUCCUUUUCUUUUUUUAAGAAGUGGAAAAGCAUAAAGCAGCAAGAGUACAGAGUGCCCAAUCCUUAAUGGUACUGCAGACCACCUGGACCUGGACUGUGUGAAUAAAAGGUCUCAUGGUAAAAGGACACAGGUAAACUCUACCGUUCCUUUCACUAGUUUCCCCAUAGGUAGAUGAAGCUUUUCAGUAACAAGUAAAUCAGUUGUGCAGUAAUGUUGUAAAAACUAUAGAACAUAAAACCAUAGAAUUGCUCAAGUUGGAAGCAACCUUAAAGAUCAUGGAGUCCAAGCACAACCUAACCACCUAACUCUAACAACCCUCCACUAAAUCAUGUCCCUGAACACCACAUCCAAACGGUUUUUAAACACAUGUAGGGAUGGUGACUCAACCACCUCCCUGGGGAUCCUAUUCCAGUUCUUAACAGCCCUUUCCUGUUAUCCAAUCUAAGCUUACCCUGGUGGAACUUGGGUGGCCAUUUCCCCUCGUCCUGUCACCAGUGAGAAGAGACCAGCCCUGCUCUCGCUGUAAGCACCUUUCAUACUGCGGUUUAAACCCAAAUGUGCUCCAGAUUUGGUAUGUAGUAGAAGCACCUUACGUUUUUAUAUGUUCUUGUGCUAUUGUCUUGCAAAAGCAGUAGGUUGUCUGUUCAGUUGUAUAUUCAUAUCUAUGGCUAUUGGACAUAACAUACAUACAGAGAACAUUUAUGGGCCUGAAAUGACUUAAUGUGAAAUACGACAUCUAGAUGACAUGCUUUAAGCCAAAAUGUUUUCUGGUCCUUUCCUUUGUUCUGGAACCCUAUGCUACUUUUAUAUUUUGAAAUGCAAGUUUUUCUUGCAUGUUUACUUAAUGUUUCUUUUCCUGUUAUAAAAUAGCUUUUUGUCUCCUCUGUUGUUAUUUGAGGUAUCUACCCAAUCUCAUAAGCAGCUGACUAAAAGAAGUGGUAUGUAACCCUUCUCAUAUUAGACAAGUUUUUCCUUGCUUUUUCUUUCAUAUGUGGUAAUAUUUAAAUGGUUUAGGAGUGGGAGGUUAAAGAGAUAAAAGAAAAAAAAAGAAUCUUUAAAUUGACAGAUUAUCUUCAGUAGUGGGAGUCCACAGUUAUGAGGGGAAAGUUAGAGGUAAGAAGUGUUUUCUUCUCUUUCCUGAAAUGAAUUUGGCUUGACAUCAGAUGGCACUUGUGCAUGAAGUAUUAGAAAGGUUAACAUAUUAACAUAAUGUGUCACAAGUUAAAGCUGUUGUUACUGCUCAAACAUCUGUUAUUGGUGAAGCAGAACAUGGCGUGGUUCUUGAACAUCGUGAAGGUAUUGGUCACUAUCAAGGCAAAAAAUAUCAGUAUUCUACUGAGAAAACACCAUGUACAUGAGGAUAAAAUUGUUAUUCUCGGUGUUGUAGUCUCUACAACAGUGGUGAUCUUCAAGGCGGACAACUGUGGUUUGGGGAUUUUUUUGACUAGGGGGCAAGGUGAGCAGGUGUUUUAUUUUUACCAGGAAUACUUAUAAAGAGAUGUUUUGCUUCAGUUUUCAAGCCAGGAUUUGCUUCUGAGCUUUUUACUUAGAAGCAUCUCUUUGGUUGUGAGCCAGUCCACACAGUGCCUUAACUGAAAUUAGUCUCCCAACUGUAAUUGAAACUGCAGUGGUGAAUAAUGGGCUAUGUUAUUACUAUUAUUUAAUUUUGAUUUCCAUCAGAUAGGAUGCCUUCAUCUAUAUGGUAAUUAAUUAGUGGGUACCCUGGGUUACUGACUUAGCUUUUCACCUGAGUUCCACUCUGUAAAGUUAAAAUAAUCUUGAUGAUUUUUAUUUAUUUAUUUAUUUUUUCCUCUUUCUUAUGUCGCAGAACCAGUAGUGCAUUCAGUGCAAUUAUAAUUUCUAAGGCAAAGAAGCUCUUCAGUUGUGGGCGACUGGUAUGUUUGGAAUACUAAGUCUAUAGAUGAUAACAUAGCAAAGAAAGAGUCAGGGGUAAGGGCAGCAGCAGAGAGCUGGUGUGAGCAGGCUCCUGGGAUCACAAGGCAAGGAUCUGAAUGUUUCUCGAGAAUGUUUCUUUCCAAUUUGAAUGCUGGCAGCUGAUUUGUGAAAGUGAACAUAAUCCUUUUUUUUCUUUUUUUCUUUUUUUUUUUAAUGUAUGAUCUAUUCAGAAGUAUUCCAGGAAUUAGAAAUGAACAUCCACCUUGUCUCCUGCAAUGCUAAGGUCCUAAUUAAAGCAAAGAAUGCUGGUAUUUGUGGCUGUCUUCCUACUGCAGAUCUCUUUAUGUUUGCAUCCCAGUGAAAAGUGUGAUACUUAGUGUUUACCUGCCUUAGCACCAGCAUCAGCCUGAUCCUGCUGGCAUAACCAGUCUCUGCUGCAGAAUUAACUGUGGUUAUG